Centropristis striata (black sea bass) is the source of this 8322-nucleotide messenger RNA. It is a transcript of the gene shc1, whose product is annotated as SHC (Src homology 2 domain containing) transforming protein 1. Gene Ontology annotation, cellular component: plasma membrane. NCBI's taxonomy places the organism in Eukaryota, Metazoa, Chordata, Actinopteri, Perciformes, Serranidae. The transcript has 12 exons. Gene Ontology annotation, molecular function: receptor tyrosine kinase binding. Gene Ontology annotation, biological process: cell surface receptor protein tyrosine kinase signaling pathway; intracellular signal transduction. Bases 4638 to 6407 code for a protein of 589 amino acids. The record is from RefSeq and is a predicted model, not a curated record.
GUAAGAGAGAAAAUGGGAGGCAGCUUCACCCACCCAGACUGGGAGGAGGGGAGGACAGACAGCGUGCCCGUCCCUCUAACAGACAGAGGUGAAAAGGAAAGUGGGAAUGAGAGACAGACGUGAGGGGAGAAGAGGAGCACAAUGAAGGAGUGCCAUUGUCCAUCCUGGCAGCACUGCCAUUUCACCAUCUGCUGAAAGAGAGAGAGAGAGAGAGAGACAGGAGAAGUAAAGAGAAGAGGAGGCAGCCAAACGGAGGAUAGGAUAGAUGGAGAGGAGCUGCCGGCAGUGACUUUGUGAAUUAAUCGAGCGGAAGAGCAGAUCAGAGGAGAAGCACGUUUUUCAGGGAGUGGACGGACGGAGAGCCAGAAAGAGGAAGGAGAGGACGGAUGACCGGACAGUCUGAGGCUGUUUAAACAUUAAUGUGGUGCUCAUGUGAAUCUGGAGCCCAGCUUUAAAUGAAUCACCAUGGAUUAUCAACUGUAUGCUUUUUAAACCAAAAAAAGGAACUAUUUAUGCUUUGCCAUCCAUUAAAACAAAAAAAGAAGUCUUAGGGAAAUUGAUAAGACUCACUUUAUACAGAAGAAUUUGAGUUACUUUUCUUGUUUUUUUGUAAAUAUAGACUCUUUGUCACUUCUGAUUUUCUACUCUGCAGGAUGUUAUCUUUGUUAGCUGCUGCAAAGAAUCUUCAGGUUUUUAUGCAAGUUUUUUAAACAUCAGUGUUGUCUUUUAGAAGUAAAUAGUUAGUUGUUGUUUGUACCGUUGUUAAGAAAGUGAUUGUUGUUCUUUUUAAAUAAUAUCAGACGUACAGUUUUACAUGCCCUAGUUGGAGUCAGUGCAUGCAGCCGACAUGGGAUGUCAACAUUGAUUGGGUUUUAUGGCUGGCGCGACGCCGGUCAAACUUUGAUCAUUUCCUGAAACCUAUUGAUCUUUCUAGGAGUCCUUAGUUUUUCCUCCUGUUGGCUAAAAAAAAAAAUCUCCCUUGUGGAGCCUUUGAUGCAGCAACUAAUUGCUGUCUUGUGAUUUGACAAAGCAGUUAUCUCUUUGUCUGAAGAUUUCUGCGGUUGUCGGGACUUCUCAGUAUAUAUCCUCCGCAGGCAUCUCUUUUAAUGUCUGUUGCCAUAGCAACGGGCAGCAGCUGCAGACAGAACAAGAUGUAAAGUUAUUUUUUUUUGUCUUUAAAAAAAAAAUGGUGCUGUUCCAUUAAGGUAGUUGUAUAUAUUUAGUGGAUAAGAAGCAGUGGACUUGAUAAGUCCAUGCUUGUUUGCUGUUUUUAGACUUUUCUUCCUUAGACAGGGUUUUCUUUUCUUCUUUACUAGACAGUCUUUGUCUAUGCGGAGCUCGGGAGUCUCCGAGAAUCAGGGUUGUUUCAGGUCACCUGUCUCCCCCUCCCCAUUCUGUGUGCUAGUCUGCGAGUCGGCGCAGCCCACUUGUCCUGAGCUCACCUUUUAUCAACGGCAACUACCACCUCCAUCAGUCAACCUGAUGUGCCAUCAUUAAGGAUGACUGGAUAAAUGAGAUUAUCGCACUGGUUUCACUUGUACACAUCAGUCUGUGCAGCUGCUCGGCCCAGAGGCCACUAAUCACUGAUCAUUAGGUGUGCUAUGUUUGUGACAGCCUGCUCCUUUUACUGUCUGUGUGUAGGUGACUCAGGAUUUCUCCUCAUGUAGAGGGUCAUUUCCUCUGCAGUCACCUGACCUACACUGUGUUCUGUGCACUAAAACACCCUCGGGCAGGGCGAGGGUUAACUCCGCUCAUAGAGCGUUUCCCUGUGUAUGAGAACACACCUGGAUUUUCCUCUCUAGUGUCCAUUUUUGUUGGAUCUUUUGCCUUUUUUAAGUGCUAAUUUCAGUUUUUAUUAGGGGUGUGACAGACUGUUUUGAUUAUUCUGCAUGUUCUUUGAUUGUCCAAAUACCGGGUGUCUUUUGUGACUUUUCCAGCCAUACUUCUUUACAGCUUUCUGAAGAUCAUCCCAGCCUGUCUGGCACUAGCAGUGCGUGAGUGUGACUUGAUCCUCCAUGGUGCUUUUUGGCUAAGACCAGACGGAUGACUCGCUGGAGUUGCUAGACAAUCCCUCUGUGGUGCUAGACUGGUGUAGGCGACUGUUCCUUUGCCAUGCGUCCAGCACCCACUACAAGCUGGUUCGCUGUACUUCAGUCUUUCUGAAAUGUUAGUGUGUGGAAAAAUUCUCAUUUGGCGUCAGUGAAACACUGGUGCCAAAUUUACAAAGUCGUGUAAGUGUUCUAGUCAUAGUGUGUGUAAACCUUUCUCUCCUUUGAGGGAGUAAAGGUCAAAAGAUUGUAAAUAUGACUAGUGAGUAAGCAGCACUGAGGUGUAGGCCGGCCAGCUUGCUGCAGGACUGUAGGUGUAGCCUUACUUCCUACUGAGGUAAAACUGCUGCAGACUGUUCUGUUUGUGGGACCUUGUGAGAGACUGUUACUGGGAACAGACUGUUGUUUGCCUUCUAGGUUGGACUAUGCAGAAUAUGAGCUGUUAUGCACUGUCUGUACAGUAGUUUGUAAUUGAACUGAGAGCUAACCUGCUGCUUGAUAAGCCCUGCCUUAGAUAAGGAAGGGAGCGUUUCUAGAAUAUAACACUGACUUGUUCAUAUCAUAUGGGGCUGUGUCAACGCUCCUCUCUCAGGUAACCGACUAUAAUCUGGGCUUUGUUGUUAAACCAGGCAGUAAUAGAGUCACGGGGUGAGACGAGAGGUGCACAGAGAGAUCAGCAUAACAACAGUGUAGUUUUAAUAGAGCAUUUCCAGCUGAGUGAGUUCACGUUCAACUCUGAUGAGCCUCGAGCACCAUUCAGGGAACCCUGGGUUGGGAGUUCAAAACCGGACAAAUCAGGUCUUAUUACCAUCACAACAAGCCCACCGGUAGUCAUCAUCAGCCAAUGACCUACAUUCUCUGGUGUUACAUCACCACCGUGCUACUGCAGUGUGUGUCACUAUACCAGACACAGACAACAUCUCAGACUCAACCUACCCCUAAUCUAAUGGUGCUCCAGAAAAAAAAAAAAACACAUCCUAACCGAGGUUGCCAGUUCUAGGAAACACACUUGAACGAAAGCAGCCUCACUUGUUUUAGCCAUAUCAGGAACUUCUGUCAGGAACGGGCCUAACUCCGCCAGCCCAGUCUUAACUUUUUUCUUUUCUUCUUUUCUACUGUUGUCUAAGAAGGUGACCAUGCCUAGCCUUUAGCCAUCACUAAACUCAAAGUUAGAGAGGCAGGAAGACAGGGUUCACCAUUUAUAUAUUAGACAAGGGGACUGUUAAACAGGACAGCCUGGAGAACGGGCGAGCAUACGAGGGAGGGGGCGAGGGGGAGCGAGAGAUCAUCUGGAAGAGGAGAGAGGAAGUGGUGGCGCGGGAGAGGGCGGAGGCGUUGGAGAGACAGAGAUUGGCAGAGUACAUCGUGUGGAGGAAGAGAGAGGACUUCCAGGAGAAGAGAGGAGACAGAGAGAAGGGAGGAAAGAGUGCAGAGAAAGGGAACGAGGCUGUGCCAGAAGUAAUCUGGAAGCGGAGAGAAGAAGAGGAAGAAGGAGACGCAGGGAGGGAGAGAGCGAGGGCCAUUCAGAGAGGAGAUGAGAAACCACUUGGAGGAAGAGAGAGAGGGAGUAAAAGAGGAAUCCGAUGAGAGAUUUGAGAAUCCGAUGCACUUGAAAAGUAGGUGUUAAAGACAGUGUGCUGCGUUGGAUACUAGCCAUACAUCAGUAAGCCUCCUCUCUCUUUUUUUAGCAGUUCUGGGCUUCAUUGAGCUCUGCAGGUGCUCACUGUACUAUCGACCAAUUGGAGCUGUGCAUUGUGUGUGCGUUGCUGCCGAGCUUGUGCGCGCAGCCCCCUUUGCGAUCCCCUCGUUGGCUGCUAAUAGGAUUUUUAUGGGCCUGUGUCAAGCAGGAUAGAGCUGCCAACGAGGAGCUGCUGCACACAUGCACGCAUGUGUGCACGCCAACACACACACAUGCACAGAUAAUCUGAGAAGCAUUGUGGGCAGGGAAGGUUUAUUCUGCCUCACACGCAUGUAAACACAUCACGUAUGAGAGCUCACCCCUCAGUGCAGUAAGACACACGUGCAAGGGGGCGUUGAUAGACAAUCACUUGUGUUGAUUCUCCAUGGUGCUGCCGACAGCUGGAUAACUGGCCCUCACUCAGAGGCUAUUAAGCUGGGACAAGAUACUCACAGAUAUUGUUUUACAUUAUGGCAAAAACACCAAGAUGAACACUUUGCGGAGAGCCAAGACUGUGUCGUCAUCCGUCCCUGGGAACACAAUGAACAUUGAUGCAGAUUUAAAAGUAAACUGAUGACAACAUGAUCUGCACUGGUGCACUAAAAACAAACUUUUUUCAUCUGCAUUCUACCAUUAACUGGGACACCCCACUUUUCCUCUGCGCCUUUUCUCAUUCCGCUUUCAUUGUGGGUAAAGCCGUUUUUAAAACUGUUUGGUUUCGGCCGCCCGGUAAUGAGUGGAGGACAGACAAGCAGACAGAUGGAUGCAGCUCUUACGCUGAGGGAGACAGACAGAUGGCUGUGUGUCCUUUUAGAGAAAAACUUUGAAUACUGAGACAAAGAGACUUUGAUUGAAUCACUAGAGCCUGUGUGGACUUGUGUGGAUAUAAAAACUGACACUGCAGAUUCAUUAUGGAGCUUGUCCCAAAAACCAAGUACACCCACUUUCGGAGUGAAUCGCUGAGCUCGACUGAUGAAACAAACUCCAAUCCAUCACCGUUCCCUCCUUCCAGUCCUGCCACCCCGCUCACUCCCUCCCCUGGUCUACCUUCUUCCCUCUCCUCCUCGUCUCUCACUCCCAUCUUGCCCCCCUCUUCUCCCCGCCAGGCUGAGAACAGCCCCACCACCCUCUGCUCCUUCUUCCCCAGAAUGGGAUCCCUUCGCCUGGGUGUCUCUGCCACUCUUCUCCCAGGACUCAAGGCCUCGAGCAGGCCGCAGCAGCCUCACGCGCCUGUUGAGUCCUCUGGGGAUGACCGGAGCAACUCCAGCUCCUCCCCUCCAUUUCCUCACCCUGUUCCCCCUUUAACUGCUCCUUCUCCCCCUCCUCGACCUCCUCUGCAGGACAUGAACCGGCUGGGAGGGGCGUCCAGGAGGGCACGGGUGGAAGGAGGGCAGCUGGGAGGAGAUGAGUGGACGCGCCAUGGCUCCUUUGUCAACAAGCCCACCCGCGGCUGGCUGCACUCCGACAGUGUGGUCAGCACCGCCGGUGUUUCCUACAGCGUACGGUACAUGGGUUGCGUGGAGGUGCUACAGUCAAUGCGAGCGCUGGACUUCAACACCAGAACUCAGGUCACCAGGGAGGCAAUCUCUGUGGUUUGCGAGGCCGUGCCCGGAGCCAAAGGAGCCCAGCGCAGGAGAAAGCCUUCCUCUCGCUGUAUGACGUCCAUCCUGGGGAAAAGUAACCUGCAGUUUGCCGGCAUGACAAUCAGCCUCACCAUCUCGACCAGCAGCCUCAACCUGCUGGCCGCAGACUGCAAACAGAUAAUCGCCAAUCAUCACAUGCAGUCCAUCUCCUUCGCCUCUGGAGGAGACCCAGAUACGGCUGAGUACGUAGCAUAUGUGGCCAAAGACCCAGUCAACCAGAGAGCGUGUCAUAUCCUGGAGUGUUCAGAGGGUUUAGCCCAGGAAGUCAUCAGCACCAUCGGGCAGGCGUUUGAACUGCGUUUCAAACAGUACCUAAAGAACCCCCCCAAACUGGUCACACCUCAUGACAGAAUGGCUCCGUUUGACGGCUCUGCAUGGGAGGAAGAAGAUGAUGAGGCUGCUCCACCUCCCGACGUCCCUUACUAUAAUAAUUUCCCUGGAAAACAGCCUCCCCCUGGUGGACUGAUUGACAUGAGGACCCGCCCAGGUGCCACGCUGCCUUAUGGACAGCCAGGCCAGAAUGACAUUCACAAGCAGCCUCUGCCGCCUCUACCAGUGGGUGCCAAAGAAGGGGGACGGGAGCUGUUUGAUGAUCCUUCAUACGUCAAUGUGGAUAAACCCCGCCCCCCAGUUGCAGCUAAUGGAAAUGCUCACAGAGAUGCUUUUGACAUGAAGCCUUUUGACGAUGCCCUGGGAGUCUCCGGGACAGCAGCGCCCCCUCUGGUGCAGCAGUUGCAGUGCGAAGCCUGGUUCCACGGGAGCUUAAGUCGCAGGGAAGCAGAGAGGCUGCUGACCCGGGACGGAGACUUCCUGGUGCGAGAGUCUGGGACCACGCCUGGACAGUACGUCCUCACGGGACAGCAGGGGGGGCAGCCCAAACACCUGCUACUAGUCGACCCAGAAGGAGUGGUCCGUACAAAAGAUCAUCGGUUUGAAAGUGUGAGUCACCUGAUCAGUUACCACAUGGACAACAGACUCCCCAUCGUCUCGGCUGGUAGCGAAGUGUGUCUGCAACAGCCAGUAGAGCACAGGGCCUGACCUUACACACACCAAUGAAAUACUCCACCAAAUACACACACACUCCACCAUGAGACAAACACACCUUCAUAUGCUAUAAUACACACAGCAACACUACACUUCACACACAUACAUAUACAAAAAUACAUAUGCACACACCAUUGCAAAGAAAGCCAAAAAAAGAAGAAAAAAAAUCACCAGUUUCUCUGUAAAGUCACUUGCUGCUGUUGCCACAUAUUUCUGUCCUUUCUGAAAGCCAAACUGUGACCUGCAGUCUUCGACCCCCAACAACUAUCAGGCGCAUCCCUCCACAUCGGUGAAGCACUGCUGCAAUUUUUAAACAGCCUACUGUGAACCAGGGAGGAGCCCCUUGCUAAUUUCAGAACGGGGCAGAAAACAAAUGCAAUUUUUUUUUUUUUUUUUAAAGAAAAAAAAAUCUAAAUGAAUAACGAAAAACAAGAAAACAGAACACUUUACUAACAUGGAAUCCUGUACAAAAAAUAGUGGAACUGAGAAGCAAAGAAAUGAGCAUAAAUGGGACAUGGAGUGAGAUUUUUCAGUGCUUUUGAGCAUGUGUUGUGUCAUUCAGGGAAAAAAAAAAUUUCCCCCUCCUCAGACUGUUGCUGGAGCAUGUUAAGCAAAACACGAACUGGAUGGAAAUGGUUCUUUGUUUCAGAGACUGAACCAGACAUAAACUCUCCCUUUCCCUCGAGCACUUCAGAAGCGAACCUGACUUUGAAAAAAAAAAUUCUGCCUGGUGAAUAUGCAUUAACGAGUUUGCUUCCAAUCUAAUCAGGAGGGCCAUCCUACCCCCAACCACUCUCCAUUUAAAGACUUUUGAACUUUGACCCCUGGAGUGAUACCUGGUGAUGAUGAAAGCCUGUAUGCAAAACUGGGGGACUGCUAUGCCAAUGAACAUGUUCUCUUUUCUUUUUUCUUUCCAUCUGUUCUCUUGGAACUCAUUACUUGUUGGAGAUUCUGACUUGAGGAGAAUCGAAACAGCUGUAUCUCCUUAAUCCCUCCAUAAACACACACACGCAUACGCACAUACACACACACGCUCUGCACCACCUUUCAUGCCAAAGAACAUGAACUUGGUCGCUAACAGCAGAGAAAGCCAUGACAACUAUCAGCAGUUAUCUGUCUCUCUUACAGCAUUGGGAGCAAGGUUAGAUUUAGAAUGCAUAUUGAAAUGGGCCUGCUUUAGGGGGGAGAACAAUCAAGGUGACUGUGCCUGAAUACAUCAUCAAAAACUGGGAUUUUUCAAGUAAAAGUGCGUUGAUGUCACCCACAAACACAAUAGCAAGUACCUUUCGGAAAGCAGCAUUCUGACCUGUUGCUUUUUGUGACUCCUUAGUAUGUUUUUGUACUGACAAUCUGUGGGUUAUAUCUUUACAGAGGAUUAAGACUGAAAGCAAAGGAAAGUAGUUAAAUAAGACCCCUUUAAAACGUUGGCCAAUGAGAAAGUAAGCAAUGAAUUUCCCUUUGCAAAAAUAAUGCAAAAUAUGUCAUUGUAACUGGUUCUGUAAUUUCGUGUAUCGUCAUGUUGCUUUAUUUUUUAAUCACUUUUGGGGGGGGGUGUCCUUUUUAAACAAAACACAACUGAAGAGGUCUGGGGGUGACUGAACAUAAGGACAUAAAUGUUUUGGAGCAUUGCUAUUGUUAAGCCAAAUGUUGCGCCUCAGUGUGCUGUUUCCACAAAGUUUUGAGGAUCUGGAGGGGGGAGAAGUUCACGCUAUUGUUUCUCCUUUCCUCUUCCUCCUCCCUCAGUUCAUGGUGUUGUUUUUUUUAUAUAUCUUUUUAAUUGUGCCUUGUUUCUUCAAUGCAGUCACGUCACUUCAAUGCAGUCACCUUAUGUACUUAAUUCAAAUGUAGUGGACUACAGGACAAUACUACACAAGUCUCUCAGUUAAACAAAGACUCUGCAAAAAUGACA